AUGCAUUUGUUCUUUAAUUAGUCAUAUUACGUGACAAGCUAGCUAUCUAGUCCAACACUAUUUUUCCAAAGCAUAUUCAGUACUAUAUACUUCUAUAUACCUAUCAAAAAAUGGGUUUUACUGAGCCAGAAAUUAUGUGCAAGAAGCAUCCAAAUCAUAAACCACAACCAGGAGUUUGUUCUUCUUGUCUUAGAGAAAAACUCAAUAAGCUUUCUACUUCAACAACAACAAUAAUGCCACUUUCUUUGGCAUCAUCCUCUACUUGUUCUUCCACUUUUGAUUCUCCCCGCCGUGGCGGCCACCGCCGGAUCACCUCCGACGUUGUGGGUCCCUUCUCUUUCGUCAGCAUCAGCAGCGUUGGCGCCGGAGGAGCGUUGAAGAAAAGCAGAUCAAUAGCUUUUGUUGCAAGAUCAGUUUGUAGAUCAGGUGGUUUGAACGGCCAAAAGAAGAAAGAAGGUUUUUGGUCAAAGCUGAUCAGGUCAACGGGAAAAAGAUCCAAUAGGGUUCUUGUGCAUUGAUAUAUAUAUCAUCUUUGUACGUUGUCAAUAAUCUAUACUUGCUAUAAAAGCUAACUUCAAUCGUAAAUUUGAUCACCAAUAAGCAAUCCCGUUAUGGUUAAAUUUUCUUUUUAAAAAAGGAGAAAAAGAAAAGAGACGCAUGUAUUCUUUUUUAUGGUUGUGAGCCGGUAUUCUUUGUCACUUCAUAUAUCUAGUUUUCUAAGACAUUUCGGACUUUUAAA
Molecule: messenger RNA, 739 nt
Organism: Nicotiana attenuata
Lineage: Eukaryota; Viridiplantae; Streptophyta; Magnoliopsida; Solanales; Solanaceae
Exons: 1
Coding region: 111-518 (135 amino acids)
Source: RefSeq, a predicted model, not a curated record